AAUAACCCGCACUCUUGAUCAUCGCACAGCAUAUAUAUACGGAGUGUAAGAGGAGCAAACAAAACCCUAAAUCUCAUUUCUUCCCACUGUUGCCGCCGUCGCGUUUCCUCGAGACUGCUCGGCUGAAGCCAAAGACUCGAUUCAUCCACCAUGAAGUUCAAUAUCGCCAAUCCGACCACUGGUUGCCAGAAGAAGCUUGAAAUCGACGAUGAUCAGAAGCUCCGAGCUUUUUUUGACAAGAGGAUCUCACAGGAGGUCAGCGGAGAUUCCCUUGGAGAUGAAUUUAAGGGCUAUGUUUUCAAGAUUAUGGGAGGCUGUGACAAACAAGGCUUCCCAAUGAAACAGGGAGUGUUAACACCUGGUCGUGUUCGUCUCUUGCUCCACAGAGGGACACCUUGCUUCCGUGGAUAUGGUAGGCGCAAUGGAGAGAGGAGGAGGAAGUCUGUACGUGGGUGCAUUGUGAGCCAAGACCUGUCUGUCCUGAACUUGGUUAUUGUGAAGAAAGGUGACAGUGACCUUCCUGGGUUGACUGACACAGAGAAACCAAGAAUGAGGGGUCCGAAGAGGGCAUCAAAAAUUCGCAAACUCUUCAACCUGUCCAAGGAGGAUGAUGUUCGAAAGUAUGUGAACACGUACCGUCGAACAUUCACAACCAAGGCUGGGAAGAAGGUCAGUAAGGCUCCUAAGAUCCAGAGAUUGGUUACUCCAUUGACUUUGCAGAGGAAGCGGGCAAGAAUUGCUGAGAAGAAGAAGAGAAUUGCAAAGGCUAAAUCUGAGGCAGCUGAUUACCAGAAGCUCCUCGCUACCAGAUUGAAGCAACAGAGAGACAAGCGAAGUGAGAGCUUAGCCAAGAAAAGAUCCAGGCUCUCUGCCGCUUCUAAGCCAUCUAUUGCUGCUUAGGCCAAUCCUUUCAAGAGAAUUGCAUUUUGGUUGAAGUUUUGGAUAAUUUUCACUUGCUAUGGUAUGGUAUGGAUUUCAUAUGUAUUGAUGGUACUUCUGUAUUUUUAUCAUGAUAUUUGAAAACUUACUGUUUGGGAUCUUAAGUUUUCAUAAAUUUUAAUCGAGACAUUUUUUUACCAAAUUGA
This is a messenger RNA of Camellia sinensis, 1085 nucleotides long. Its product is annotated as small ribosomal subunit protein eS6. Gene Ontology annotation, cellular component: ribosome. Lineage: Eukaryota; Viridiplantae; Streptophyta; Magnoliopsida; Ericales; Theaceae. Gene Ontology annotation, molecular function: structural constituent of ribosome. Gene Ontology annotation, biological process: translation. The record is from RefSeq and is a predicted model, not a curated record.